CGUUACAGGUCUUUGCAUCGAGAAGUUACCAGAAGGCAUCUUUCUCGGUUUCAGGUCGAUCUGCCUGUGUACGCGGUGAAGAAGUGAAUAGUGCCAUCAGUUGAAAUAAUGGUAUUUGGUACAACAGUGAGAAUAAGGAUUGGGUACGUGUCGCUGGCCGAUAGUACUCAUUGUACCCUGUCAAAGGGCUUCGACCAUCCUCGCUCCGUAAAUCCGUAACUUCAACCGUACAGUCCGCACAACUACCACCGUCGCAUCACCAUCCCCAUAACAGUAAUCGUUCAGCACAUACGGAGCAUUCCAGCACAACAGCAGUAACAACAUCAACUGCGAAUUCAGCACCUCAUCAUCAACAACCCCCGCACUGUUACCAGCAUUCGCAGCAUCCACAUCAACCUCAUCUUCAACCACACCACCACCACCAUCAUCAUCAAACAUCAACAAUGGGUAAACGUGAAAUUAAACGAGGAACGUUAACCAAGGCUUCGGAUUCUGGAGCUACAACCAAUCUAGUUGGAAAGUUCACCCAAAGUGUUCGCCGUAUCGUUCAAGAUGUUAAGGACGAAGGAGCCCCAAGUGGCAUGAGUCGUGAAGAGGUUAUCGAAACGAAUGAACGUCUGAGGGCACUUCGGUUACGCCUUGAGGAGUCAUACGAUACCGCGAAGAAAGCUCUAGUGACACUAAUGAAUAAAUAUGGCGAUUCGAAGAGUCAACGGAAUAUAUUUAAUCGUUACCCCAUGCUGAAGGUUAUGAUUAAGGAGGUUAUCCGCUUAGAAACCCAAUAUUGGACCCUAAUCGACAUUCCAAAACAGGAAAAGCAAGAAACCGUGCCAUCAUACGUUAUGAGAGCUUGUUCGAUCAUGGAAAAAACUCAAAAAUCAGGCGAAGGAGUGAAAACAUCCGCAAAACUUGCUGAAGAAGCUGCUGAACGAAGGGAACGAAUGGAACGAUUAGAAACUAUGACGACCGCACAAAUUGAACAGGAAAAUACUCAGAUGAUAAACGACUUGUAUCGACUGCUUAAAAAAUACUUAGGACUAAGACAUUUAAUUCGAGAACUAAAGGACGAAUAUGGCAAUUCCAAAUUAUAUCCAAUAUUUCCACGUUAUACAAUGCUUAAAGACAUGAUCAAAGGAAUAAUGCACGAUCCGGAUUAUAUGGAAGUUUGUCACGAAGUUAACAAUUGAAAGUAAAUCGUGUACAUUUCAUCUAUUUUUACUUAGAGGCGAUUUCUCUCCGUUUUCUAGAAAAUCAAAUACAAUUUUAUACAAACUUUUUUUCACACACUUGCCACGACAUUCCGAUAACUAAAUGCUUUCAACACAUUAUUCCUAAACUUAGAGAAUGAAAAUUGAAAUAAUAUCAACCUGUGAGCUUUAAAACUUUCUAAAUAAAAUAAACAAUAAAAAUAUGUAUCUUCCUACGACCUAUUCUGAUCUGAAAUUUUAGUUUUUGCUCCUGCCUCAUUUUAGUAAAAAUAUAUCAAAUGUACGCGCGAUAAGUAGCUUAUAAAAUUCCAUGAAUGUCCCGUUCAUCCACAUAACCCCAUUUGAAUAAAUUGACAAUUUUAUAAAGAAGCGAAAAAGAAUUUAAAGCCGGUAUAGGCUGAUAACGCUUAAAAUUGACCUUGACUUGAAGUAAAUUUAUAAAACGAUAUAAAUUCACUUCAAUAAUACAAAUUUUAUAGUUUUUGAAAGAAAAAGUUUGGAAGUAAAUGAAGUUUAUACGUUACUUUCCCAGAGUAGUGAGCUCUCCAGUAAACAAAGGCAGUAAAAAGAUCCGCUGCUCAGAUAGCAACUAUAUCAAUUAUAAAUAAAAUUUGCUAACUUCUUAUACGCAUUUCAGACUUAAGAUAAUUCCUGCAUUAUUUAAUCUCCCCUCGCUGUAAAUUUCGAAUCAUAAGAUUUCUAAGCUCUACACUUAAUUUGAAUAACAAACAUGAAAAUUAAGAACUCCAAAUAAAAGAUCAGCUCCAAACCGCAUUACAAGUACUUAUGUAAAAUGGAUGGACCUCAAUUACUCUCUAUUUACAUGGAAGUAGCGUAUAAAUGACCGCUUAAGUUUACUAAAAUACAAUACUUUGUAGGUCUUUCGUAAAAAUGUAGUUAGUAAAUAUUAUGCAACUGAAAACAAGCUCUGUUUAUUUUGCAUGAAUCUAAUUUGAAAUUACAUAAAAGAUAAAGAUACCAUGGAAAUUAUUUUUCACAAAAGAUAAUAAGUCAAACUAAGAUAAAAAUGUUAAAUUUAGUGAAAAAUAUUAGGAGUAAUCACGAUGCUUACUAGAGUGUUAAUUUGUUGAAACGUUUUUGAAAAAACUCAGUAGAACAAUGGAUACAACCUAGUAAAGAUACAUUAACCCAUGUUCGUUCAAUACCUUCUAUUCUGGAGAGUUGCGCAACAAAGUGGAGAAAUAAGGUAAAUAUUAAAAUACUAACGGAGCAGUAAAGUCCUCGUUAUUGGUUAAUAUUCUUGAUGUCGG
Messenger RNA from Hermetia illucens (black soldier fly), 2479 nucleotides. RefSeq lists its product as uncharacterized. The coding region runs from base 444 to 1187 and encodes 247 amino acids. The transcript has 7 exons. The record is from RefSeq and is a predicted model, not a curated record. NCBI's taxonomy places the organism in Eukaryota, Metazoa, Arthropoda, Insecta, Diptera, Stratiomyidae.